This is a messenger RNA of Phalacrocorax carbo (great cormorant), 2052 nucleotides long. Lineage: Eukaryota; Metazoa; Chordata; Aves; Suliformes; Phalacrocoracidae. The record is from RefSeq and is a predicted model, not a curated record.
UGCUGCUGUAAGGGCUGUAGCUGUGGGAAGCAUGAACAAAACUCACCCCAAGAGAAAUGGUGAUAUAGCUACUUCUGAUUCAACAAAGUCCUUAUCUGAAGAAAGAGGCUGCUGCCGGCCCCGCAGUGCCCACAUGGGCUGCACGCGGAGACACGCCUGCGUAUCUGCUGCAGCACUGCUUGUCCUCGCCGCUGUUGUGGGCUUGGCAGUGGCGCUGGGACUCCUGCUGCGCACGCCAGUGAAUCGCUUCUGUGCAGCCUCCAAUAACCAGACGGGCUUCUUGUGUGACGACAGAGCGACUUGCAUCCUGGCCAGCCAGGUCUGUGACAGGGUCAGCAACUGCAGGAAUGGAGAGGAUGAGCAGGAGAAAUUCUGUGGUGACUUGCCCCACAGCCUUCCGGGAUACCUGGUCUUCCGCUGCAGUAACCCCGCAUACUGGGUCUACGCCGAUCAGAGGUGUAACGGGAUGAACGACUGCGGAGACUGCUCUGAUGAGAUGGGGAGCUCGGCUGCCUGCCCCCCGUGCGGGUCGGAGUGGUGGAGAUGCAGCCCUGUGCUCUACGAGUACUGCUCCUGCGUCCCCAGGAGGCUGUGCCGGGACAGCAUCCAGCACUGCCUCAGCUGGUCGGAUGAAUAUAUCUGCAGACCAUGAAAUCUUGGCACCCAGCAGCACUGGAGACCACAGGGUGCUUCGUGCACUGUCACCUCUAAACCUCAGUGUCCUCCCUCUCUGCCACCUGCUUGGGAAGCUCCAGCCCAAGCAAGCCCUCACCAGCUGUGCUCUGACCAGUGUGCAGUGACACUGAACAGGGAUGAAGUGCUGUGCUUCUAGCCUACGGCAGCCGAUGCUGCAGGCUAGACACCGGCUGUGGGACACCUUCACAGGUUCUGUUGUGUGAAGGCGAGUCAUUUCUACAUGGGCAGAUCACUGUCUUGCAGCGCUGCUGCGAUUGCUCGAUGGGUUGUGUGCAGGCUGGAGACUGUUUGCCAGCUGCUGCCAACAUGGAUACCUGUGUCUGGCCAGCCCUGGCAAGGGGUUUCUCCUGUAUGGACACGCUGGUGCCUUUGCAUGCAGCCAGAUGAAGGUACAUUGAAGACUACCCUGAAGAGCAGGAGCUGAAUGAGGUGAUCCUUUCUAGCCCUUGGGUUAGUGUUUCCCUCCGACAAGUCUUCGUGCUCUUUAUCUUCAUGGGCAGGAGGAGAAGCCUGCAAUUGUGUUCAGAGCAUGUCUGCAGAUAGUUUCAGCAGCAGCUUUGAAGGCUCUGUGCUGAUGCUUCCAGGAUGCUUCCUCAGGAACCCGUCGCUGAGGGUGACAUGCUGGGGAGCUGCUGCGCAGGCCACCCCUAUGCUCUUCUCAAACCAUGAAGGCCAACAUGGAGAGCAUAAUGACAAGGAAAACUGAAGUGGAGAGUGAAAGGUUUCAGGGUCUGUGAGGAUAAAUCACCAUGUCCCUGUGGCCAUAUAGCUGUCCCUGCAGAGCAGGGGCAGGGAACCAUUGUGUAUAUGAAAUGUACUUCUCUGAGGGCUGUGCAGUUCUGGAGCAGCAGCUCAGCAGGUUGAGAACAGCCGUGGGGCUGGGAUGAGUUUGCACUGAAGUUGGCGAGGAAAGGAGAGAAAAAUGUUGCAGCCUCGGAGCAGAGAGCAGCAGAAAACCAAGUGCCACAGCUGCUCCCAGGGUGGUGUGGGAUGACAUGGGAUCUGUUCGUUGCUCAUUCCGUUCCUCUGCCAGCAGAGCAGGAUCAGUCAGCCAAACCUUCAAAGCAGUCCCCAGGGUAUAGGUACAGAUGUGCCACUGAAAUUUAAGAAAGAUGUGGUCUUUCUCUGCUCCUUUGAAAAAUCUCAUCUGUGCCUAAAACAUCGUCUCUGAGAAAAACCCAUGUUCAUGAUGAGUGCCCUUACUUUACUAGGCCCAAAAUAAGCAUCAGGCAAUACUCUUCCCACCAUCAUCCCAGGUCAUAUAUCUUUAAAAAUAAAACCCUGUUCACUAAUUUCCUCUCUGUCCUGUGAUCUGCAACUCGGCAUGUCAUCAUGACUUGUAUCUACGGUGAAUGU